AUGCUAUUGUCCAACAGUUUGUGUAAACCAGAGAUUGUUUGGCAAAACACCUGGGAAUACCUGUCAGAUGGAAUUCUCUACAAUCAACAACAAAGAUUAAAGUCUCCAGAUUUAUCACUAAACGAAGAUCAACUUAAAAACUUGACUUUGUUUGAGAUAGAACAAAUUUUACUUCGCAACAAUUCCAGCCUUCAAAGUUAUGGAAAGACGCCUUACCCAGAUGUUGAUUCUGUUUCAUCUUUAAACAAUCGUCUUAUUACCGAGGAGCUAGAUUAUGACAUACCAAAUUUAAAGAAUGAGUUUGAUCAGCUGUUUGUUGCAUUAACAUAUGAGCAAUGA
Molecule: messenger RNA, 339 nt
Organism: Lactuca virosa
Lineage: Eukaryota; Viridiplantae; Streptophyta; Magnoliopsida; Asterales; Asteraceae
Source: the annotation of a GenBank genome assembly